Messenger RNA from Dichotomopilus funicola, 2058 nucleotides. Its product is annotated as glycosyltransferase. The transcript has a single exon. The coding region runs from base 1 to 2058 and encodes 685 amino acids. The record is from RefSeq and is a predicted model, not a curated record. NCBI's taxonomy places the organism in Eukaryota, Fungi, Ascomycota, Sordariomycetes, Sordariales, Chaetomiaceae.
AUGGGUGAAACAAAGUUCGUCCCACGAGUUCGGGGCCAACGAAGAGAGCUCGGCAGGCGACAGUUCGUCGUCAAGUCUCUGGUCAGUGUAGCCCUUCUCCUCGGAACCGCCACCGGGUUCCAUUUUGCCAUCCAGAACAUCGCUGGCGCAGACAAGUAUCUGUACUGGUUUCUCGCUCUUUUCGUCUGGCGGUAUCUCCGCUUUGUAGUCAACCUCAUCGGCUUCUGGGGCUACAGCCCUGCUCCGCAACACCCGCGGCCAACCUACCAUCCUUCUCGCGAUGUCACCGUCAUCGCCCCCAGCGUCGCCCCAGCCAGUGAGGGGUUCCGCAAGACAAUCCGCGCGUGCGCAGACAACCACCAGGCCAGGAUCAUUGUCGUAACUGCAGGCGAGGCCCUGUUCGAGACAGCGUCAGCAUACGUCCGAACCCUCCAACUCGAGUAUCCGACGAUCAAGUUUCUAGUGGAUCGGACGACGGUUGCGAGCAAACGGGAACAGGUUGCCCGGGCUGUGGCCUAUGUCAAGACCGACAUUACCGUACUUGCCGACGACCAUGUCUACUGGGGUCCUCGGUUCCUCACUUCCACACUGGCUGCGUUUGAGGACCCUACGGUUGGCGUUGUCGGUACGAACAAGCGAGUCCUCUUGAAGACCGACACCAACCUCUGGGGCCGGAUCUGGAACAUGAUCGGGACCACGCGUCUGUGCCGGAACAACUUCGAGAGCCUUUCAACCAACGUCGUUGACGGCGGUGUCUCUGUUGUGUCUGGUCGGACCAGCGCCAUCCGUACCGAGAUCCUGCGCCAUCCGGACUUCCUCCCGGGGUAUACUAACGAAUUGUUCUUCUUCGGCCUCUUCGGGCCCCUUAAUGCGGACGACGACAAGUACGUGACCCGGUUUGUGGUCCGCCAGGGCUGGAAUGUCAAGAUCCAGUACACCGAGGACUCAGUGAUGGAGACGACCCUUGGCGUGGAGAAGCCCCUCCAUACCAAGUACCUCAACCAGUGCAAGCGCUGGGCUCGCACAACGUGGCGGUCCAACAUGUGCAGUAUGGUGACAGACCGCAGCAUUUGGGCGUUCCAGCCCUACUGCGCCUACGCCGCACAUCUGACGUCGUUGGCCAACUUCGCCGCCAUCACAGACCCGCUGCUCUUUUUCCUCUUUUCCCGCUCGUCUGCUUACAAUCUGCCCCACAGUCUUCUUGCGCUGGUGGGCUGGGUUCUCUUUACCAAGAUGGUAAAGGUGGCCGACUACUUCCGUCGGACCCCGCAGAACUUGUUCUUGUUCCCUAUCUAUCUUGCGUUUGGCUAUUUCCAUAGCAUCAUCAAGUUCUGGGCUAUGCUAACAUUCUGGGACUGUACCUGGAGCGGACGCCAGCUCGACGAAGUCAACAAGUCGAGCCGCGGUGCCAACAAUGAUGGGCCGUUAGCUCUCCCCCCUACAUCGCUCCCUCCCACGCCGCCUCUCUCAUCUACAGAAGACGAAGACGAAGCUGGUCAGCCUAAGGGUGAGCACCCACACAUCGGCACCUUCCGCGCCAUCCGAGCCCGGAUCACGAACCUGCGCAGCCAGCAAAUGGCGCACAUCGAAACCUACCAGAAACCCCUGUUGUCUGAGCUCGGGCGGCUGCGAGACUCGUUCGGUGACCUCCAUGGCAACACAGAUGCCAUCGUCGCAAACCACGGUACCAUCCGCACCGAGCUCCAGGGCGUAGUCGUCAAGAGCAAGGAGCUGGCCGACGCGAAGGGCGCCACGGCCGAGGCAGUCCACCUUGACGAUGAAAUCAGCACGACCAUUACGGAUGUGAAGAAUGCCGUUGCGGGGGUGGAAGAGACCUGGCGGGGACUUUUUUCCACACGGCCAGCUGAGGAAGAGGCUCCGGUUAGGUCCAAAGGCCUGACUUACUACCACCAUACAAGCUGGGUUUAUCCGGAGUCCUCAACCUUGCAGUCGUCGAAGGAGUCCCUUACCAAGGAGUCCUCGACCGAGGAGUCCCAGGAGUCGGAAGCCUGGCACUCUGAGGUGGCACCGUCGGACGAGAAGCAGGAGGAGACGUAA